Auxenochlorella protothecoides is the source of this 1551-nucleotide messenger RNA. RefSeq lists its product as hypothetical. Gene Ontology annotation, molecular function: zinc ion binding. The record is from RefSeq and is a predicted model, not a curated record. Lineage: Eukaryota; Viridiplantae; Chlorophyta; Trebouxiophyceae; Chlorellales; Chlorellaceae. The transcript is spliced from 12 exons. The coding region runs from base 1 to 1551 and encodes 516 amino acids.
AUGCCCACUUCCGGUCCAGAGCUCACGAAGUUCCUCGAGACGCUGUAUGGGAAGGAGUCGGGCUCCUACCCCCCCGGAACGCGGCUAUGGGUAUCUGGCAAGUGGCCCGGUGUCGCUUGGAGCCUUUCCCUCUGCAAUAAGGGCGUGGCGGCCGCCCUGGUGCUGAGUCGCCCGGCGGCCACCACGACAGUACUGGUGAGGUACUACGGGGAGCACACCACCGCCUGGGUGACAGCAGGACGAUGCCAGCCCUUUGCAAGCUGCGAGGAUGAGGAACGCGCGCAGCAUGCGGCUCUGGCGGCCUGGUGCCAGAAGACGGGAAGGCGAGUGGUACAGCAGCUGCAUGCGACGGAGGAGGAGCUGGAGUCGAGCUCCACUGACCCGGCUCAAGAGGCGGCACGCAUGGCAUCCCUGUACGAGAGGCACACCCGCGCCUCCCAGUCCUUUGCUCGCUGCUAUGCCUGCCAGGGCGCCGAAGCCCAGCUGGCGUGCAGCACCUGCCGCCGCUGGUUCCACACGCUGUGCCUGGAAUGCCCUUCCCUGGGGCCGCAAUUUGUCCCCGCACAGCGCUGGGUCUGCCCAGGCUGCAAGACAGAGCAGCAGGCAGCGACCAGCAAGCGACAGAGCGAAGAUGCUGACGAGGACGAGUCUGAGAGGAUGGGGCUGACCCCGGACUGGAUCAUCGAAACCGUAUGCUUUGGUGUGUUUGGGCUGCAGCGCCCCACUGCCGAGGUUCCAUUCAUCAAGGGACUGCUGGACCCGUGCAGCAACUCCCGGGUUGCCCCAAACAUCCCCGCCGAGGUCCUGUACGACAAGCAUGUGGGUGCGGGAGUGGAGGACAAUGGACUGGCUCUGAAGAACGAGUGGAAAGGAUUCUACAUCCUGCUGAAUCCUCCCUUCCACUCACAGAUGCAGUGGCGGUUUGUCAACCGGGCCAUCGAUGCCGUCGAGCGUGGCGAGGUCCCUGGCGUGCUGCUGGUUUGCCGCAACAGCACCGAUGCAAACUAUUUUCAGCGACUGCGGCCCUACCCCAGGGUCCUGCUGGGGAGGAAGUGCGCCCUGUUCAAGGACUAUGACAAGUCACCAAACGGCUUCGGCAUCGCAGCUGUCAUGCUGGCCAAGCGGGAGCGCACUGACCUGUACCUCAGGUUCUACGAUGCAUUCGAGAGGUUUGGGGAGCCCUCCAUCCCCAUCGACCGUACAUUCCUGCUUUCCGGGGAGUUCUCUGAGCUCCUGGGCCGGCUGCGGGAGUAUGCUGACGAGCACCACCGCGAUCACUGGGCGAUGUGCAGUGCAUGUGGGCGCUGGCGCAUCGUUGACUAUGAGCAGUUGCAGGGCAUCAAGGACGCGACCGCCUGGAAGUGCACCAUGCUCAGGUCUGGGGGGAGCUGCAACGAUCCCCUGACGCGGCGGGAGGCACAGGGCGACAAAUACGCCCCCGGCGAGCCAGAGCCCGUUGUGGUGGUCUCCAAGCCAUUGCCUCUGACUGAAGUGCACCAGCGCUGGCAGUGCAUCAUGCACGAGCAGUUCCCUGUGCCCAUGUACUCCUGA